Pseudoliparis swirei is the source of this 2049-nucleotide messenger RNA. RefSeq names its product peroxisomal biogenesis factor 12 (gene pex12). The record is from RefSeq and is a predicted model, not a curated record. Gene Ontology annotation, biological process: protein import into peroxisome matrix; protein monoubiquitination. Gene Ontology annotation, cellular component: peroxisomal importomer complex; peroxisomal membrane. Gene Ontology annotation, molecular function: ubiquitin-protein transferase activity; protein binding; zinc ion binding. Bases 975 to 1961 code for a protein of 328 amino acids. Lineage: Eukaryota; Metazoa; Chordata; Actinopteri; Perciformes; Liparidae. The transcript has 3 exons.
UGUCUGAGCACGUGCCUGGACAAACUCAAAUGCAAUCUUACUAAUUAUGCAAACAGCAACUCAAUAUAAUCAUACUAAUAUAAUAUAAACGCUGAAAUUAAACAAGUAUUACAUCUGGGGAUUCGAGGUUAUUACAAAGGACCAUCAACAGGGACAGUCAUCACACUGGGCUGAGUGGGAGAACUACAGAUGACCGCCACCAGGGGGCAGCAGUGCGCCUUAAAGGUUGUCAACUGCUGGGCCAAAAAACAACAACACAUGAAGAAAAAGAAGACACCACAGAAGAAGAAGAGGUCGUUCCAUGGCACCGUGCCGGCACCCGGAAACAGAAGAAGAAGAACACCCACAGGGGUCUCCCUCUGCGCGCGCGCUCCAGCUGCUGUUACAGCAGCGCGCGGUGUUUUCAAACCCGCGCGUGAUGAUGACGUAGCCGGAAGAGACGCCGGGAAACAGCAGCGAAGCAGUGCUAGCUUCACGCUAACGUUAGCACAGCCAGGUCCGUAAAGACUUAAAGUAGCCCCGAAUAUGAAUGUACUUCCCUUAAAGCACGCACUCUGCUCGUGUUUAACCGGCGUGAGGUCCGUUAGCCAAACAAUAAACUCAUAUGUGGAACUCCUAAUCACUAUUUGAUCAAAUAAAAGAAUGUAUGUGAGUGAACUUUGACCCGUACGCAGAGCCUGACGUCACAGGCGCGUCACUCAGGAGCUCGAAGGAUCCCGAAGGUCCACAUGUGGUUAUUUGGAGUUUUGUACCCUAAAAGAAAAGUAUUUUUUUCUUCUCAAAAGUACAAUCCUCUUUUCUAAAGCAACGUGAAUUUGAGUUCUUGUUCUUCUUCUUCGUGGUGAAUCCAGCCGCCGUCUCGCCUCGAGGGAUCGACUGUGACCUCAGAGCGCCGCUUGACCCCGUGACCUCAGAGCGCCGCUUGACCCCGUGACCUCAGAGCGCCGCUUGACCCCGUGACCUGACCUCGAGCCAUGGCCGAGGCCGGAGCCCACCUGACCUCGGCCGCGGCCCGCGAGCGGCCGUCCAUCUUCGAGGUCCUGGCCCAGGAGUCCCUGAUGGCGGCGGUCCGCCCGGCGCUGAGGCACGGCGCCAAGGUUCUGGCGGAGUCCGACCCGCCCCGCUUCGGCUUCCUGUGGCGGCGCUUCGAUGAGCUCCACCUGCUGCUGGACCUGCUGCUCCAGCACCACUUCCUGUCCCGCUGCGGCGCCUCCUUCUCCGAGAACUUCUACGGCCUGAAGCGGGUGUGGGGGGGGCGGGGCCUCGGCCUGCGCGGGGGGAGGCGCUGGCGCUCGCUCCUCCUCCUGUGCCUGGCGCCGUACCUGCGCGCCAAGCUGGACGCCGCGUUGGCGCGCCAGAGGGACGAGGAGGACUUCUCCAUCCGGCUGGAGCAGAGCGGCGGGCGCCGGCUGUACCGGGCGGCCGCGGCGGCGUGGCCGUACGCCGGCGCCGCCUGGCGGGCCUGGGCCUUCUGCCAGCAGCUGCUCUUUGUCUUCGGGGCCGCCGGCACCCACGACCCCCUGCUGUGGCUCGCCCGGGUCCGGCUGGCGCGGCUCGACGCUCAGGACCUCAGAGACGUGGCGCCGAGGGGCAGCAGACCUGGCAACCCGGCGGAGGGCAGCCUGGCGUCCCUCUCCGCCUCGCUGUCGCUGGGCGUCUUCUUCCUGCGGUUCCUGGAGUGGUGGUACUCCUCGGCCGACCGGGACGGCGUGAAGUCGCUCGCCGCGCCGCCCGCUCCGCCGCCGCCGCUCCACCUGCAGGGCGGGCCGGACGCCCCGCCCCCCGGCGAGUGUCCGCUGUGCGGCGGGCGGCGCUCCAACGCCACGGCGCUGUCCACCUCCGGCUUCGUGUUCUGCUACCGCUGCGUCUUCGCCUACGUGAAGGCCAACCGGCGCUGCCCGCUCAGCGGCGUCCCCACCGAGCCGCAGCACCUCGUCAAGAUCUACUGCCCCGAGAGCUAGGCCCCGCCCCCUCCGGAGAGGGGGAGGGGCUUGUUUAAAAGAACUCGUCGCGUGUUUCUAUUUUAUAAAACCUCCAAUGUAAAGUGUU